GUGCAAAAUAACAAAGCGAUGAGUCGAGGCUUUUUGAGACAGGAAAUUAUGCUUCCUAUUAAACACCGUAGGCCCAGUCCAGGAAGAUUCAGCCAGAGGGGGUUUUUAAUCGCUUUGCUUCAGCCUCAGGGCCUUCAUCGCGCACGCGUUUUUUUGAGGGAUAAGGAGGGAGAGAAGCGAUGACAUGCUUCGGGACGACAAAGUAUUUAAGGACAGGAGAAGUAACGGGAGUAUUCAACUGGGAUGAGAUAGCGGAAGAGCUGGGCUCAAAGGUCGGGUGCACGAGAGAAGAAAUGGACAGAGAACCACGGCGGCGCUCCAGAGAAGCCGAGGGCUGCGUCGCAACGGUAUUGGCUUUUCGAACACGUUCCUUGU
This is a messenger RNA of Cantharellus anzutake, 375 nucleotides long. RefSeq lists its product as uncharacterized. The transcript has 4 exons. Bases 19 to 183 code for a protein of 54 amino acids. NCBI's taxonomy places the organism in Eukaryota, Fungi, Basidiomycota, Agaricomycetes, Cantharellales, Hydnaceae. The record is from RefSeq and is a predicted model, not a curated record.